Molecule: messenger RNA, 1173 nt
Organism: Penicillium manginii
Lineage: Eukaryota; Fungi; Ascomycota; Eurotiomycetes; Eurotiales; Aspergillaceae
Exons: 2
Coding region: 1-1173 (390 amino acids)
Source: RefSeq, a predicted model, not a curated record
AUGCUCUGUGGCUGUGCCGUAACCCGGGCGUAUGCAAGAACCCCUGUUUUGAUCACACUGGCCGAACAACGAUUGGAAGAUAAGUAUAAGUCAGCCACCCUGAACAGAGAUCCGGCGCUGCCGCGUGUUCUCGAGUAUUUUCUCAUGAUGAACACUAUACAUUCGCAUGCUUAUAGCGACUCUCUUGAUGUGACCUUCCUUGAAUCACCCAUUCCGUCAGAACGACAAGAGAAAAUCGUCACCCAAUUCUGGGGAAGUACUCACACUUAUAAAAUACCUUGUUUCCGUCUAUACUUCCAAUAUUAUACCGAACAAUGCAGAAUUGUAUACCAGUCCCAUGGAACCAAUCUUGCCAUUCGCACUCACCGACAUAUCGCGGAGCUUUCGUCGCGCAUUCAGGCUGGAAUACCACGCUCCGAGGUUUAUGAAUUUGUUGAAAAGGCUCAGUGGGCCAGUGCUCCGGCAUCAAUAGAUUCCAUCAACGCGUCGAUAGAUUUGACCGCUCGACUCCUCUAUAUGCUUGACAUUGGCGAAUUUCGAAACGGGCAUUCAGGGAGAAACCCGCUGCUGUGGGUCCAGGGCUCUCUACAGGAAUUUGUGCAAGAGAAAUUGACGGAGGCCAAUUCUGAAUCGGAAGAUGGGAUCAGAUUUGAAAAAUCAUUCAAUCUGAUUCGCAUGGUUGGCAUCGCGGGCUUCAAUGUGGAGCUCACGUCAAAUCUUUCUGAUCAUCUUCGUUUUAGAGACUCCGAUAAGACUGUCAAGAUCUUCCAUCACGCCUCGUUUUUGGAGGCUCACAAACAAACCUCGGCAUACCCACCAGGUCUCGUCGAUGAAACAUUGGCGACGCUGGCCCUCUUAUUUCCAAAGGGUGAUAAAGAGACUGAAAGGUGGUACAAAAAACAAGGCAAUGCCGAGGAGCUGGAUAAAAGUAUAUUGAGGCGUCCGAAGACUGUCUUGGGGAUAAAGGAAUGCCGAUACUGGCACGAUCGUCUUGUUAUCCUCAAGACAGAAUUUGACGAGUCUCGCCCAUCGACAAUGACACAAUGGUGGAAUGACAGACGCGAUGUUAGCCAGUGGUACCCAUUGUGGGUAGCGAUAUCCUUGACCGUCUUAUUUGGCCUGGUUCAGAGUAUCGAGGGCGCUUUGCAAGUGUACAAAGCAUUCAAUCCUUAG